Messenger RNA from Coregonus sp. 'balchen', 13809 nucleotides. NCBI's taxonomy places the organism in Eukaryota, Metazoa, Chordata, Actinopteri, Salmoniformes, Salmonidae. The record is from the annotation of a GenBank genome assembly.
AGGCGAGUUUCCUGUGUGCUGAGCUCUCAAUCAGAAGUCAUUCCAUUCUAUUCUACUUCCUCCAAUAAGUAGCUAGGACGGGCGUUUCACGGUUAGCACAUCUGUUUGAGAGACAGAAAGAUGGCAGUGAACCUAAGUAAAAAUGGCAUUGCCCUGACAAAUGCCUACAAAGAGGUGGUAGAUGAGAAAUCCAACACGAACUGGUAAGGACGGUAGCUAGCUUUAAUUGCUUCGCCAUAACAUGUUGCAUCUGCUAUGUUUAAGGAGCUAGCUAGCUCCCUAGCUAACAUUUAAUUUAUUCUGUACCUAGCUAGCUAUCAUAUCAGUUAGCUAGCUCACUGGCUCGCUAGUUGUGCAAUGAAAAUGUUACAACGAAGUAGUAUGAUGAUUAUUGCGAUGUUGUUACUUCGUGGCCGAGACAUCUGAUUACCCUGUUGUCUGGCAAUUUCCUUAGCUUGUUAACUAGCUAGUUAGCUAACGUUAGCUAACUAGUUAAGGAUUAUGUUAUAUAACAUUACUGUUAGUUAGCCUAUUUAUUUAGUUACCUGUUAGCGUUUAUUUUAUUGGAUUCAUUCACAUUGCAAUGCCUAAACAGUACAGUAGCUAGUUAACGUUAGUCAGAAUUUUUACUUGAGAAAAGUAACGUUAGUUGUUGGAGCAUCAAGUUAAUUCCUGUGUCACUGACGUUCAAAUGAAACCUGUUGGUGUCAGUUUUUAAAGAUGACCUCAAUUAAUUAACCGGCUUUAGUUGUCAAGACUAGGUUUAUCAAACCCAGAGGGUUUUAGUCUUAGCACAAAUCCUGUUGCUGUAUUGAAAGUCCUUUAGUUCAACGGUGGCAUGGGGACCAGACUUGGCUAACUAAAAGAGGAAGCUCUCAGAAGGGUUUUUAGCUAUUUCUCACCAUAUAAUUACACCGAACAAAAAUAUAUACGCAACAUGGAACAAUUUCAAAGAUUUUACUGAGUUACAGUUAAUAAGGAAAUCGGUAAAUUGAAAUAAAUAAAUUGGGCCCUAAGCUAUGGAUUUCACAUGACAGGGAAUACAGGUAUGCGUAUGUUGGUCACAGAUACCUUUUUAAAAAAUGGUAGGGGCAUGGAUCAGAAAACCAGGUGUGACCACCAUUUGCCUCAUGCAGCGUGACACAUCUCCUUUGCAUAGAGUUGAUCAGGCUGUUGAUUGUGGCCAGUGGAAUGUUGUCCCACUCCUCUUCAAUGGCUGUGCAAAGUUGCUGGAUAUUGGCGGGAACUUGAACACGCUGUUGUACAAGUCGAUCCAGAGCAUGCCAAACAUGCUCAAUGGUUGACAUGUCUAGUGAGUAUGCAGACUAUGAAAGAACUGGGACAUUUUCAAGUUCCAGGAAUUGUGUCCAGAACCUUGUGACAUGGGGCUGUGCAUUAUCAUGCUGAAACAUGAGAUGAUGGCGGCGGAUGAAUGGCACGACAAUGGGCUUCAGGAUCUCAUCACGGUACAUCUAUGCAUUCAAGUUUCCAUUGAUUAAAAUGCAAUUGUGUUCGUUGUCUGUAGCUUAUGCCUGCCCAUACCAUAACCCCACCGCCACCAUGGGGCACUCUGUUCACAACGUUGAAGUCAGCAAACCGCUUGCCCACAUGACGCCAUACACGCUGUACAGUUGAAACCGGGAUUCAUCCGUGAAGAGCACACUUCUCCAACGUGCCAGUGGCCAUCGAAGGUGAGCAUUUGCCCACAGAAGUCGGUUAUGACACCGAACUGCAGUCAGGUCUAGACCCUGGUGAGGAUGACGAGCACGCAGAUGAGCUUCCCUGAGACAGUUUCUGACAGUUUGUGCAGAAAUUCUUCUGUUUGGAAACCCACAGUUUCAUCAGCUGUGCGGUUGGCUGGUCUCAGACGAUCCCGCAGGUGAAGAAGCAGGUUGUGGAGGUCCUGGGCUGGUGUGGUAACACGUGGUCUGCGGUUGUGAGGCCGGUUGGACGUACUACCAAAUUCUCUAAAACGACGUUGGAGGUGAUUUUAUGGUAGAGAAAUUAUCAUUCAGAUCUCUGGCAACAGCUCUGGUGGACAUUCCUGUAGUCAGUAUGCCAAUUGCACACUCUUUCAACUUGAGGCAUCUGUGGCAUUGUGUUGUGUGACACAACUGCACAUUUUAAAGUGGCCUUUUAUUGUCCCCAGCACAAGGUGCAAUUGUGUAAUGAUCAUGCUAUUUAAUCACCUUCUUGAUAUGCAACACCUGUCAGGUGGAUGGAUUAUCUUGGCAAAGGAGAAAUGCUCACCAACAGGGAUGUAAACAUAUGUGUGCACAAUUUUAGAGCAAUAAGCUUUUUGUGCAUAUGGAACAAUUAUGUGAUCUUUUAUUUCAGCUCAUGAAACAUGGGACCAACACUUUACAUGUUGCGUUUAUAUUUUUGCUCAGUAUACAUACUAAUGCACUAUUAAAGGAGCUCUACGCUUUGCACACUUAAAGUUGCACUAUGCUGAAAUCGCUCCACCAUUUCCUGUUUGUUCAAAUUCUAAUAGUUAGCCUAAUUUCAGUAUAUGUGACAAAACAAGCAAGUAUAUUGUAGAGAAUCAUUGUACCAUCUAAACCGCUGUUAAAUAUAUUUUCCAUCACCCAAAAUAUAGUAUUUUCAGCUGUUUGAAGCUGGUGUACAAAACCGAAAGGAAAAGAUACAAAAAUGAAACUUAAGAACGGGAAGCAUAGAAAAAUAGCUCACAUGGGGGGGGCCUCCCGAGUGGCGCAGCGGUCUAAGGCAGUGCUUGAGGCGUCACUCGAUCCCGGGCUGUGUCACAGCCGGCCGCGACCAGGAGACCCAUGAGGCGGCGCUCAAUUGGCCCAGCGUCAUCCGGGUUAGGGGAGGGUUUGGCCGGCCGGGAUGUCCUUGGCCCAUUGCACUCUAGUGACUGCUGUGGCGGGCCGGUGCAUGCAAGCUGACUUCGGUCGCCAGAUGUACAGUGUUUCCUCCAACACAUUGGUGUGGCUGGCUUCCGGGUUAAGCGAGCAGUGUGUCAAGAAGCAAUGCGGCUUGGCAGGGUCGUGUUUCGGAGGAUGCAUGGCUCUAGACCUUCACCUCUCCCGAGUCCGUACGCGAGUUGCAGCGAUGGGACAAGACUGUAACUACCAAUUGGAUAUCACGAAAUCGGGGAGAAAAAGGGGUACAAAGUACACAAAAAUAAAUAAAUGAAAAAGCUCAUAGAACAGAUCUACCGCUUCUUUGACUUGCUUUCAAUGAGGAUGAUAGAUCUCACAUUUCUCUGUGAAUUUGGUGGGUCACCCAAAAAGUUACAUAUUGCAGCUUUAAAUGGUCUGAUCCAAAGUUAUGCAGUUCAACCAAGUGUCAUGUUGUUUUGAGUAAGGCACAUCACCUAGCCAGGUUGCUUCAGGAUGCUAUUCUGCAAUAGCUUACUAAGCAGUGGCUAAGUGUGGUUGUGAAUGUGGACACUGAUGUUGACAGUAUGUUGUUUAAACUGCUUAUUAGGCUACCUAUCUACAAUUUUGCAAUGGUAGUGUGAUCCUGUAACCUGGCAUUCUUCUCUGCAGGGCCUUGUUCACCUAUGAGGGGAACACUAAUGAUAUACGAUUGGCAGAAAAGGGAGGUGAGUGUGGUAGACAGAAUCCAAAGAUUGGCUCCAACAUGUAAAUGUAUUCUGUUUGGAAUCGAGUUUGCAAUGUUGUCUGAGAUCAUCACCCUCACUUAUGGUGUGCCACUGAAUUGCUCUCAAAGCACAGUAAGACAAUUUUAAAAGAUGCAAGCAAAGGUAAAUGUAAAUCUUUUGCAGUAGUGGCAUAUUUUAUUGUUUGGAUAAGUCUCCCAGACAAGAGUUUCUUUCAGAAGAUAACUAUUUGCAUAUGUGAAAAGAAAGGUAACAAAGCAUGUGUAAUCACAUUUUAGUCAUUUAGCAGACGCUCUUAUCCAGAGCGACUUACAGUUUAGAGUUAGUGCAUUCAUCUUAAGGUAGCAAGGUGAGACGACCACAUGUCAGUCAUAGUCAGUUGGCUACUUGUGUACCCAAACGCUUCAGCCCAGAUUGAAAAAGAAGAGGAUCAGGUGCUCGACUGAGGGACAUGAAAAUCCCAAAAAGAAUCCUUACCCCAGGACACUUCAACGGGUGACUAUCCAGGAAUAUAAAGAAAAAGGAUCCCUCUGUUUCUGCAUAGAUCUGAUAAUUAAUUGACGUGGUAUACAAAAAGGCUUACGCUGGCAUAUUCACCUUUUAAGGGGGGGGGAUUAAUCAAGAUACUUACAACCCAUACUGUCAAAAAUAGAACAUGUUGAAAAGGGGAGUCAUUUGUCAUGUGAUGUUUACAUAAUGUAGGCUUUACACAGUAAUGUAGACUUUGCAUAGAACAUAUAUUCUACAAUGUUCCGAUACUGGUGUUUUCAGAUGGUGGACUGGAGGAACUGGUGGAGGAACUUAACAGCGGUAAAAUUAUGUACGCUUUCUGUCGUGUCGAAGACCCAAACUCUGGCCUGUGCAAAUACGUCCUCAUCAACUGGGUGAGUGCUGCACUACACUCCCCUUUCUUCUAAAGGUGGCACUCCUCUGUAUUUUGUAAAUCAGGUCAAGUUGAAUGAAUCUUAUGAGUAUUUGUGUUUCAGACUGGAGAAGGUGUGAAAGACGCCAGGAAAGGACUGUGUGCCAAUCAUGUCAGCUCCAUAGCUAAUUUUCUCAAGGUAAUUUAAUUUGGCAAGGUCUAGACCCGUCAAACUCAACUCUGGACCUCGAAGCCAGUUCCACUGCAUUUGUUCCCUUCAAAUUAGGGACUGAUUUAGACCUGGGACACCAGGUGUGUGCAAUUAAUUAUCAGGUAGAACAGAAAACCAGUAGGCUCCAGACCUCGUAGGCGUUGAGUACCCCUGGUCUAGACAUUGUCUCCACACAGGCCGCUUAUGUUUAGUUAAUGACGAAAAAUCAAUAACUAUGCAAUUACACCACAUGACCAAAAGUAUGUGGACACCUGCUCAUCGAACAUCUCAUUUCAAAAUCAUGGGCAUUAAUAUGGAGUUGGUCCCCCCUUUACUGCUAUAACAGCCUCCACUCUUCUGGGAAGGCUUUCCACUAGAUGUUGGAACAUUGCUGCGGGGACUUGCUUCCAUUCAACCACAAGCGUUAGUGAGGUCGGGCACUGAUGUUGGGCGAUUGGGCCUGGCUCUCAGUCAGCGUUCCAAUUCAUCCCAAAGGUGUUUGAUGGGGCUCUGUGCUGGCCAGUCAAGUUCUUCCACACCGACCUCGACAAACCAUUUCUGUAUGGACCUCGCUUUGUGCACGGGGGCAUUGUCAUGUUGAAACAGGUAAGGGCCUUCCCCAAACUGUUGCCACAAAGUUGGAAGCACAGAAUCGUCUAGAAUGUCAUUGUAUAAUGUAGCGUUAAGAUUUCCCUUCACUGGAGCUAAGGGGCCUAGCCCAAACCAUGAAAAACAGCCCCAGACAUCUGGCAUCUGCCAAACCCAGAUUCGUCCGUCGGAUGGUGAAGUGUGCUCCAGAGUCCAAUGGCGGUGAGCUUUACACCACUCCAACCGACGCUUUGCAUUGCGCGUGGUGAUCUUAGGUUUGUGUUCGGCCAUGGAAACCCAUUUCAUGAAGCUCCCAAUGAACAGUUCUUGUGCUGACGUUGCUUCCAGAGGCAGUUUGGAAUUCGGUAGUGAGUGUUACAGACGAUUUUUACGCGCUUCAGCACUCAGUGGUGCCGUUUUGUGAGCUUGUGUGGCCUACCACUUUGUGGCUGAGCCUUUGUUGCUCCUAGACGUUUCCACUUCACAAUAACAGCACUUACAGUUGACCCGGGGCAGCUCUAGCGAGGCAGAAAUUUGACGAACUGACUUGUUGGAAAGGUGGCAUUCUAUGACCGUGCCACGUUGAAAGUCACUGAGCUCUUCAGUAAGGCCAUUCUACUGCCAAUGUCUGUCUAUGGAGAUUGCAUGGCUUUGUGCUCAAUUUUAUACACCUGUCAGCAACGUGUGUGGCUGAAAUAGCCCAAUCCACUAAUUUGAAGGGGCGUCCACAUACUUUUGUGUGUAUAGUGUAUUUAUGUGUACACUUGCAAAACUAGCCUCAACAGGACAUGAAAUGAAGAACAAUUGCAGGAAAGAUAGAGUAGACACCCCUGUUAGUGCCAGUAAUAGCAUUUGAGUGUUUAAGAGUUGAGCAGAAGUUGGAUGCUACUUAGGGUGAAUUAUGGGUUGAAGUUUUCUCUUAUCAGUUGUUAUCAUGAAAGUCACCAUGCUAACUGCAUGUCAACAAAUCCUAUGGGUGGUGGCUGAGUCAGAUAUCAAAUAUCCCUGCUACGGACAACCCUUUCACGGCCUUAUCUGGAAUGUGUGAUGCGUGUUAUUUGUAGCUAAAAUGUCUGCUGUAAUUCCAGGGAGCUCAUGUCACAAUAAACGCCCGUGCAGAGGAGGAUGUGGAACCUGAGGCUAUUAUGCAAAAGGUGGCGAAGGCCUCAGGGGCCAACUACAGCUUCCACAAAGAGUCCAACAAGUUCCGAGACGCUGGUCCCCAGGGACCUGUGGUAUGUACAGCAUCUUAUCCUUUUGGAAAUUAAAAUCAUAAAAUUGUAGUUAUGCAUUAUGAGUUUGUUUCAUCAAAUGAUGUACAGGCAGGUUGCACUGUUAGGCAAGUUGCUUUGUGGUCAGAUAUACUCUCAUAGCAAAUUAGUUUUGGUUAUUAACUUGUCUGCCUGUGGACAUUUUUGGUUAGAAUGAUUGAACAAGGCUGCGGAUGAGAGAUUCUCAGUGUGGGUUUGUUUCCAACGUGUUGGAUGUUGUGACGUGCAGAGCUGGUUGUUUACAAUGACUCAUCUGCAGUAGAAUCCAGGGGCUUAGUUGAGCUCAUGAUUGUUGGCCAGGGCUGGAGCCAGAGAAGCCAGGCCAGGACAGCCUGUUAACUCUGCAUAAUAAACCAACAUGCUGUGUCAGUACUGGAUCUGGGUAGGGGUUGGUGUCUAGGAGUGACAACUUGUUUUUUGUUGUGUUUAGCUAACGCUUGUAUUUUGUUAUGACAGGGCUCUGUGUAUCAGAAGACCAACGCCAUGUCUGAAAUAAAACGGACCAAUAAAGACAACUUCUGGGCGCAGGCAGAGGUAAGUCAGCUCCAACACCUUACUCCCACUACAGGGACUCCACGGUGUCGCCCUCCCAGAGUGCAAAGAACCUUGGCGUGGCCCUGACGACACCCUGUCGUUCUCUGCAACAUCAAAGCAGUGACUCGCUCCUGCAGGUUUAUGCUCUACAACAUCCGUAGAGUAUGACCCUACCUAACAUAGGAAUGGCGCAGGUCCUAAUCCAGGCACUUGUCAUCUCCCAUCUAUAAUAUUGAAACUAACUCGCUGUUGGCUGAGCUCCCCGCUUGUGCCAUCAAACCACUGCAACUUAUCCAGAAUGCCGCAGCCCACCUGGUGUUCAACCUUCCUAAGUUCUCCCAUGUCACCACGCUCCUCAGCACACUCCACUGGCUUCCAGUCGAAGCUCGCAUCAUCUUCCAGACCCUGGUGCUUGCCUACAGAGCAGCAACGUAAAGCCCCUCCUUGUGGUCCUCUGUAGCUCAAUUGGUAGAGCAUGGUGCUUGUAACGCCAGGGUAGUGGGUUCGAUCCCCGGGACCACCCAUACGUAAAAAUGUAUGCACACAUGACUGUAAGUCGCUUUGGAUAAAAGCGUCUGCUAAAUGGCAUAUUAUUAUAUAUAUUAUUAUAUUAUUACCUUCAGGCUAUGCUCAAACACUACAUCCCAACCCGAGCACUCUGUUCCGCCACCACUGGUCUCUUGGCCCUCCCACCCCUACGGGAGGGCAGCUCCCACUCAGCCCAGUCAAAGCUCGUCUCUGUCCUAGCACCCAAAUGGGGGAACAAGCUUCCCCCUAAAGUCAGGACAGCGGAGUCCCUGCCCAUCUUCCGAAAACGUCUGAAAACCUACCUCUUUGAAGAGUAUCUUAAAUAACCCCAAAAAAAGGCACUUGCUUUUCCUACUAGCACUGACUUUGCUCAUAAAUACUUUGAGGGAAAAUGUACUUGAUACGAUUGUUGUUGUCUCACCUAGUUAUCUUAAGAUGAAUGCGCUAAUUGUAAGUCGCUCUGGAUAAGAGCGUCUGCUAAAUGACAAAAAUGUAAAACGUAAAUACUGGUUAGAUUUGCUUGAGUGUUGCUCAGCAUGUUCUGGUUAAAUAGUCCUUUAUAACAGUGAAUACCCUGACUUCGUAUCAUGCUCUGUGUGUCUGUCUCAGAAAGAUGAGGAGAAGCGGCAGCGGGAGGAGCGCUGCAAGGCAGACGAAGAGCGCCAGAAGCUGGAGAAAGAUCGGAAGGAUCGAGAGGCCAAGGAGGCAACUCUCAGAGAGAAGAGAGACAAGGAGAGGGCCUCUAUGAUUGACCAGCAGAAGUGAGUAAAAACGGUGGUUAGGAAACUAAGCUGGAGGUGGUUAUCAUAUUUAGCUGACCUUAUUAAGACAGUCAGGUUUCCAUUUAGUCUGCUUUUCCCAUUUGUUUAACAGGACGUACCAGCAGCAGCAGGAAGCUGAGAGCAGAGACAAUGAGAAACAACAAUGGGUGAGUUGUCUGCUGACUCACAGCAGGACAGGCCGGCUGUCUGAGUAGAAUUCAAAUCAGAUCCACAGUAGGGGGCAGUAGAUCUGUUUAUACAAGAUGCACCCCACCAGACCUGGGUUCAAAUACAUGUGUAUUUGUUAUUUAAAUAGGCCUGCCUAUUUUCUGUGUAUUUGAAUAUUUUCAAAUAAUGUAGCCCGAUUUCAAUUACUUCUAUUGGAAGUAUUUUCAAGUAAUUUCCUUUAAAUAGCCUACUAUUUGAAAGUAUUUUCAGAUACUUAUUUCAGAUACUAUUUAAAUACCUGGGUUAUAUGCAUGGGAGUGUAUUUGAGUCAGUGUAUUUGAAUAUUUUAAAAGUGUAUUUCCAAAUACAUUCCAAUAUUUAACUAUUUGUAUUUUCUUUGAAAUGUAUAUGAAAGUAAUUGAGAUAUUUGAAAUAGUAUUUUAACCCAGGUCUGCACCCCACCUAAAUUAUGUUUUAAAUGUGAAGGCACACAUUUAGGACAUAAGUAUAACACUAGAACAAACUAUACAGAACCGGUAGGUGUAGCCUCAGAGGUAGUGUUGAAUGAUGUGUGGUGCAUCAUCGUCAUCAUCAGGAGGAGCAGGAGAAGGACUUCCAGGCAGCUCAGAAGAAAGGGUUGAAGCGUGGUGAAUCAGUGGAGAAAGCCAAUGUGAGUUAAAUGUGGCCCCCUGUAGGAUUAAUAAUUGUUUAAAGGUUCCCUGUGACUCAGAACCCUCUGCUUCCCUUUCCAUCGACUCAACCAAAUCUGUUCGUUGCUUGAAUCUAAACUCUCCAUAGCUUCACUUACUGUCGUUUUCUUGUUUAUACAUUCUUUCUACUCUACUACCCUCUACUGUGGUCAUGACUUCUCAUCUUUGAACAUCAUUCAGAACACCUUUAUGCAGACAGUAGAUGGUAUUGUAGAUUAUGUGUUGUAGAUUAUGUUCUUUAUUAAAGGGAACAUCUGGAACGUUGCUAUGGCUAUACAGUACCCAGUGUGUAUGUCUGACCACAUGGUGUGUUUCAGGAGGCGGCCUCCCUGAUCUCCCAGCGAUCUAUGAACCCCAGAGAGAUGUUCAAGCAGAGAGAGAAGGGCAUGGCCUCCAGCACUGCAGACACCAACACCCCUGCCAGCCCCCAGCCAGGUAAUCCACCAAUUCAAUACAACUGUUUGCUGUUUUAUAUACCCAGUGUAGUUCUUAAUGAGGACUUUAGGUGAUUAUGUCAAAUGUUUUUUCCAUGAGUGUUUCAUAGCUGGGCUUUCUAGCUCUCUGUCAGGUGUGGGUGUGAUCUUGCAGCGAGAUCAGGGGAUUGUCUGGGCCAUGUUGAAACAUGCAGAAGGAGAAUCUUGUCACAUUACUCUGCCUUCAUCAACUUUAUCUCAUUGUCUCAUAUCACAUCUUGUCUCUAGACCACAUCUGCUUUGUGUUGUCUCUGCUCUGCUGGGUAACCUUUCCGGCCAACCUGUCUGUCUGCUCUGGUGUGUGUUUCUCAGGGCGUUUGAACAGCCCAUUUCUUUCUAAGCAACUAUGCGAGCCCGAGCCGUCCCACUUGCCCCUGCGCCAAGCCUCCCCUCUGCCAGCAGGCUCCGCCUCUCCUGUCCCUGCUGCAGGUCUGAGCUCACUCAUACCGCUGACACAAACUGACCCCUUCCCAACACACACACACAGAAAUAGUUCACACGUAGGUGACUGAGAGACAUACACUUGCUAUGUUUGUGUUUUUGUCAAAUCUCUACCUGAUACUACUCCCUUUAAAUCAAUCAAUCUAAAUGAUUUACCUGAUGCUACGCCCUUUAAAUCAAUCAACCAAUCAAUCAAACCAGAUGAUUUACCUGAUGCUACUCCCUUUCCUUUCUUGUUAUUGCAAUUUAACACCACCCUCAUGGCUCAUGGGCCAUGCCCAUCAUUAGAUCACUGUACAUCAUCAAUCUCAUCCAGUGGCUUGUUGUUUUCCAUGAGACUUGACAGAUGGUUUGGUAAUUAUUCAGUGUCUGAAUAUUUGAGUGCAUGCUUUAGUAUGUUUGUACAUUUGUACACUCUGUGUAUCUGUGCUCGUAUAUCAUUUGUAUGUGUGUACGUUGUGUCAUAAUAAGAACCCAGUGUGGAUGAGCCUGUUGUGGAUGAACCCACUCCCAGUGUGGAUGAGCCAUCCCAGUCUGAGUGCUUGGAUGAGCAGGAUGCAACCCCUGUUCAGGAUGCAGUCCCUGAGGAUCAGUGGCAAGAUGAAGGUGGGCCCUACUCCACACACACCUCAGUCUGAACACACAACAGUCAUAUUCAUCUCUCAUCUGUGUAUCAUCAUGACCCUUUCUCUGGACACAUUUCUUAAUUACUUUGUGCUCUGGAUCGCUGGUGCUGCUGCCACCUGUUGGUAGAGAGAGGUAGUGUUUUUCAGAUAAAGACAUGUACUUUUUCAGUUUCAGUAAAGGCAAUGGCAGCUCCCACUCAGCACAACCAUGCCCCAGAGCCAGCCGAAAACAACCUCUAUGAGGAGCCCCCACAGGUGAAUAUUUGUCAGCACAUGAGCAGUGAGAUUCAUUAUUUGUUACAGCAAUAGUAUAGUCCCCUGUAGCUCAGUUGGUAGAGCAUGGCGCUUGCAACGCCAGGGUUGUGGGUUCGCCACGGGGGGCCAGUAUGAAAAUGUAUGCACUCACUAACUGUAAGUCGCUCUGGAUAAGAGCGUCUGCUAAAUGACUAAAAUGUAAAUGUAUAGUUUAUUUUUUAUCAGAAAAUCCCUUAUCACAAUCAUUAUUGAAAUACCAUUCAAGUCGAGAGGUAAAUAUUUGCGCUUGAACUUAAACUUGAAGAGCAUUCUCAGAGGUAUAGCACCCCUUGUUGUUCCCUCAGAUGGAAGAGAACACGAAUGAGGUGGCUGCAGAGAAGACCAACCGAGGUGUCUGUGCCAGGGCUCUAUAUGACUACCAAGCUGGUAAGCAUUGUCACAGCCUACUGACAAUUUACAGUAGACACUCGGCCCACUGAACUGGUUCUCUGUGUGAGCAAUGUGUAACCGUGACGUUUUGCCCAUAUGGAGAAUCAAUGUGGGUGGAACUGCUAGAUGGAAACUGGCAGUCAGUGAGCAGUGGUUCCCCUAGGAUAUUUUUCAGCAACUGUGGCAAAGUUGGGGGGGGGGGGUACUGGGUAUGGCCAGUGGCAUGGUUUUAGAGGUAAUUCUACACAUUUUCCCAUGGGGAUGAGAGAAACUGCAGUUUCAAAGCUAAUUUCCUGCAAUUCUACACAUUUUGCAAUGGCUUAUGCCUUGUUUUUAAUGCUAUCUGAGUGACUCAAACAUUAUAACAAAAUCAAUAGGAGCCCCAUGCCAUGAUGACAUUUUGGGAAUUUCAGAUUCUCCCUGUCUUGUUUUUAUUUUGGUGAUUGUUAGUUCUCAAAUAUUAUCUUAUUAAAACAUAUAUAGCUCCAUUAUCUUUUCUACAUACUUUAUAGCUGGUUUUAGUCGUUUAAGUUUACACUGAAAACGUUUUACCAUCCAGAUUAUUAUUAUUAUUAUUAUUAUCCACGAUAUCAGGGAUACAUUGCCGAGGGAAUAGACACCUUACAAUAAUACAGCAACAGAUAUCCGAAUGGACAUGGUGAUCUGAGGUAUUGCUCUUCUUUUCAUUUCACAGCUGAUGAGACAGAGAUCUCCUUCGAUCCCGAUGACAUUCUCAAUGGCAUCGAGAUGAUUGACGAGGGCUGGUGGCGGGGCUACAGCCCAGACGGUCAUUUUGGAAUGUUCCCAGCCAAUUACGUGGAGCUUGUCUAAGUCCAUACCUUGCCCGCUCACUAGAUCAGCAUAUUGAAGGCAGAAGAGAAAAUAUCCCCCCAGAAGAAUUUGGCAGUAGGGAAACUGCUAGCUCCAGAACACAGCAGGUCAGAAGUAACUCAACAGUGAACUUUUCAUAGUCAAUUGCUGAACUGAAUCCUUCACAAUAUGGACCAAUGUAUGAACAGUGACCAGGGGUUGCUCAAAUCUAUCCCUGUUGAAGAGAGAAAUUCCAUUAUUUAGUUUAUGUUGUGAGAACUUAAAUGGCAUUAUUUAGGUUUUGAUGAAAACCCAUAUACUGGCCAAUCCCAAACUGAAUCUCUUACCUUCUGUGAUGCAGUAAAUUGUCAGACUUUUUUGAUGUUUCAAUUCAAGAUUCCAUUGUGAACAUUAACAGCACUUGUACAUCACAUAUCUUAAAAAGUGAAGCCAGUUUUGUUCCAGGUGUACUUUUUUUGUUAUUUGUAGCAUUCACUCCUGUCAUGUUCAGGAUAAUAACAUUUCAUAGCUCACAUAACGGUACCAAAUAUGAUUUUUUUGCCUUUUCCUCAGACUGAUAUUUUAUGUGAAUAUUUCUAUCAGAAAUGAGUUUGCUUGAAAAUAAUCCUGUGUGAAUUUCAAACCAUAGUUUGCUAUUGCAGUUGAAUAUUAGAAAACCAAAAGGUUAUAGAUUUGCUGUGCUCUCCUGGGUGGCUGAAUUCAAGAAAGAAUGGGGGUGAAAAUGACACAAUCAUCAUCUCCUUGUGAAAUCCUUGUGCAAAAGUAUUAUUUAAAAAAAUAUAUGUAAUGGUUAUGCUAAAGAGCUUGUCCCCAUACCCUCCCUCCCUGCCCUUUUCAGCCCCUAGAGCAGGGUUCUUCAAUUCCGGUCCUGGAGGGCCGAAACACUUCUGUUUUUUAUUUCUACCUGGUAGUUAAUUGCACUCACCUGGUGUCCCAGGUCUGAAAUAACCCCUGAUUUAGAAGGAGAGGAUGAAAAACAGAGGUGUUUCGGCCCUCCAGGACCGGAAUUGAAGAACCCUGCCCUAGAGAAUUUUUAUGACUGUUUCAGGGACCAGUUACACGAAACAAGGCAUGAGUCAUCUUUCCUCUCGUGUUGUUGCCUCGUCUUGUUGUCGUAAUCUGUGUCUUGGGGUACAAUUUGUCUCUGCUUAACCUGUCUUUCACAGUCCAGCUUCCAUCAAAAUACAGGUCUGUGAUUGUCUUAAUUUAGCAGGCUUAAGAGAGCCGUGAUCAGACGCUGUUAUCAUGUGAGAGUGCCAAACGAGGGUAACGGAGUGGGGGGAUGAUGCUGUCCUCUGGAAAGUGCUUUCUCUCAUUCUAAUCUGUGUGGAAACUUCAAUACCAUUAUGCAGCGUCACCGCUUUUUAACUGAAAUCAUUGUGAAAUAAAACGUUUGUGGGACAUUGUCACUUUAAAAACGAUCACUGUAAUUUCAAGGUGCAUGAUGUAUCCAUUGUCCAUGUUUUUGUUUUUCAAGAGUAUAUUGUAAUGCUAAUACGUUCGUCAUAAUAAAAGAGUUCAAGUAAAAUGUG